AUGAACUCAACUUCUAUCCGAAAAGUGCUCGUCAUUGGCGCAAGUGGCAAUGUUGGAACUUCCGCCAUCAAGGCACUCUUGGAGGACGGGUUCCAGGUCACUGGACUUACUCGAGAAACUUCGGUAGCAUCGCUGCCGGAGGGCGUCACACAUGUGAAGAGCGACUUUUCUGAGGCCUCGCUGUCGAAUUUUUUCAAGGGCCAAGACGCAGUUGUCAGCACCCUGUCAAGCAUCUCCCCAGCCGGUGCUCUGGCCUCUCAGAACUCCCUCAUAGAUGCGGCCAUAGUUGCAGGAGUCAAGGUCUUCAUCCCCUCGGAGUAUGGGGUCGACACAUCUGAUCCAUCGGCCCCGGAGAUCAUUCCUUUUCUUACCGACAAGAUUGCCACUCUUGACUAUCUCAAAAAGAACCAGGACAAGAUCUCAUGGACUGCCAUCGUCUCCGGGGCCAUGUUCGAUUGGGGCCUUGCGAUCCCUGGUUUCGGGGGCUGGAACGUGGCAGCCCGAACUGUCACAAUUUACGACGGCGGAGACAUUCCCUUCGACGCCACCAACCUCAACCAAGUUGGCAGAGCCAUCUCUAAAUCCCUGAAGAACCCGGAGCUCACGAGAGAAGUUUGA
Colletotrichum siamense is the source of this 618-nucleotide messenger RNA. Its product is annotated as Isoflavone reductase-like protein IRL. The record is from RefSeq and is a predicted model, not a curated record. The transcript has a single exon. Lineage: Eukaryota; Fungi; Ascomycota; Sordariomycetes; Glomerellales; Glomerellaceae. Bases 1 to 618 code for a protein of 205 amino acids. Gene Ontology annotation, molecular function: oxidoreductase activity.